AAACGACUGUAACAUACCGAGUAAACAAAAUUAAGCUAAAAGUGAAAAUCGACUAGAUAAGUUAAUUUCUAUCUUUCUAAGUAUACUCAACUUCUAUCUUUUCCUUAACAUUUCUAAUAAAACUUAAUAAAAUGAUGACACGUUUGGAAAACUUCUAAGAUGAUAUUCAUGUGAGUCAAAUUUUGACAAAGAUUUUUUUGCACUUAAUUUAUAAACAAAAUACAAAACUGCCACGGAACGCUCCAGGAAUUUCAGAAAUGUCCUUUGUACUUCGGCGAGGCACACAGGGGCACACACAACUUAGAAAACGAAGUUAUAGAAAUUUCUGUUAUGAACUUUGGAAGAUCCUCACGCCUGCUCAAAGAUUUGUUAAAAUUAUUUUGGGAAUUUUAUAUUACUAACUUACUAUGCAGGAAUAAAAUUUCCGAUGAACAAAAGGAUAAUGAAAAUCAAGAGCAGAAUGAACGUGAUUAUAUAAUAAAUGAAAUGAAAUCAUUACAACGUAAACCAAAAUGGUAUCAUCCGUUCUUAGAUUGUGUAAUUGUAUUUUGUGAUGUAACUGGUAUACACGGGGCAUGUCAUAUUACAAAUAAAUCAUUACCUAGAAGUGAGAAUAUUGCAUGGUUUGUUAUUGUUCUGACAGCUCUAACAAUUAGUUCAAUAUUAUUGUAUGUAAGUUGGAAAUGGAAUGAUGAAACACCAACAAAACAACUAAUUGAUAGUAUGCAUGCUCCAGUUUGGAGAAUACCAUUCCCAGCUGUUACAAUUUGUAGUAAUAAUCGAAUAUCUAAGGAAAAAGUUACAAAAUUAGCAAAUGAAAUGAAAUUCACCAAUUACACUCCUCCCGACUUCUUGAAAUUAUUUAAGUUAACAAUGGGUGUUAAAGGUGGUCUAGCUGAAAAUAAUGAUAAAUAUUUACUUUUUGAUCGUAUAUUAAGAAGUAAUAAUCAUACAUUUUAUACAUUAAUGGAUUUAUUAACACCAAAAUGUACAGAUUUAAUAAGACGUUGUAUGUGGAAAGGUGAAACACGUAAAUGUGAGGCGAUUUUUCAAGAAAUUGAAACAUCAUCAGGAAAAUGUUGUGCAUUCAAUUAUUUUGCAAUAAAUACAACAACAUUUCCACAACGUGUUAUAUUACGUAAUGAAAUAUUUAAAGUACCACAAAGAGUAACAAGUUGUGGUUCAAAAACUGGUUUAACAUUAUUAAUUGAACCCAAAACAACUGAUUAUUUUGGAACACAUUUUAGUUUUCCAGGUUUAAAAAUUUAUUUACAUGAUUCAUAUGAUUUUCCAGAUGAAAAUUCAAUAAUAACAUUAAUACCGGCACGUACAGAAGCUCAUGUACAAAUAACAUCAAAACAAACAUUUGCAACAAGUGAUGUUAGAGAAAUUAAACCAAAAAUUCGUAAUUGUUUAUUUGCUGAUGAAAAAAAAUUAAAUUUUACACAAAAAUAUUCAUUAAUUAAUUGUUUAGCUGAAUGUCGUAGUACAUUCAUUUAUAGUUUAUGUAAUUGUAUACCAGAUUCAUUACCACGAAAUGAUUCAAUGAGAUUAUGUCAAAUUGCUGAUACACCUUGUAUAUUAAAACAUCGUUCUCGUUAUAUUUCAUCAGCAUUACCCAGUUUCAUUCUAUCAAAUAAAACUAAUGAAACAAAAUCAAAUUUAAAUGAACAUCCUUGUGAUUGUCUACCAGAUUGCCAAAUAAAUCAAUAUUCAGUGCUAUCGUAUGCAAAUUAUUUGGAUAGAAAUUUUUCAUAUUCAUUAAUGAAUUUAUUCAAAGGAGUUGAAAUCACGGAUCAAAUUUUAUUACAUGUUUAUAAAUCUGAUAUACUUGUAACACGAUAUAGAACAACAGCUUUUCAAACAUGGUUUGAAAUUUUAGCAUCAUUUGGAGGACUUUUAGGAUUUGUAAUUGGUUUUAGUAUAGUAACUGUUGGUGAAUUUAUAUUUGCAGUAAUAUUAAGUCCAAUUUUGAAUAAAUUUAAUGUUUGAAUUGGAAAUA
This is a messenger RNA of Condylostylus longicornis, 2002 nucleotides long. Its product is annotated as pickpocket protein 11-like. Bases 331 to 1992 code for a protein of 553 amino acids. Gene Ontology annotation, molecular function: ligand-gated sodium channel activity. Lineage: Eukaryota; Metazoa; Arthropoda; Insecta; Diptera; Dolichopodidae. Gene Ontology annotation, cellular component: membrane. The transcript has 6 exons. The record is from RefSeq and is a predicted model, not a curated record. Gene Ontology annotation, biological process: sodium ion transmembrane transport.